AUGUUGGCGUAUGGUUCAUCUGCUGAUCAAGUGGAUGAGAUUGCCCAGAUGGGGAAGUCCACUACUUUGGAGAGCUUGGUAAGAUUUUGUGAUGCAGUCGAAACUCUAUACACCAAGGACUACCUGUGCAUACCUACGCCCAGGGACUUCCAAUGGCUUCUACAAAAAGCCGAAACUCAAGGAUUUCCAAGAAUGAUUGGUAGCAUCGAUUGCAUGCACUGGCAAUGGAAGAAUUGCCUAACUGCUUGGCAAGGAGAUUAUGGAAAUAGGAAAAGGCAAAAAAAUAUCAUCCUUGAAGCUGUUGCUAGAUUCGAUACAUGGGUUUAG
Messenger RNA from Prunus armeniaca (apricot), 327 nucleotides. The record is from the annotation of a GenBank genome assembly. Lineage: Eukaryota; Viridiplantae; Streptophyta; Magnoliopsida; Rosales; Rosaceae.